This is a messenger RNA of Adelges cooleyi (spruce gall adelgid), 1842 nucleotides long. RefSeq lists its product as uncharacterized. Lineage: Eukaryota; Metazoa; Arthropoda; Insecta; Hemiptera; Adelgidae. Bases 94 to 1467 code for a protein of 457 amino acids. The record is from RefSeq and is a predicted model, not a curated record. The transcript is spliced from 2 exons.
UAUAAAAGGUUAUUUCCAGUACUUGAAUAGCUUAGCUAAAUUAUUAUAAUUUAAUUUUGACUAAUUGCACUUACGUAGUAAAACGCUUUAAAAAUGAUUGAAAUCAACUGUAUUUUUUGGUCAUUAUAUUUCAUACAAACAGUCAACUUCAUGAUGAUUGAAGCCCCAUACAUAGUUUCGCCUUCAUAUUACGUCAAUAAAACAUUCACUCAUUCAUACGUUAAUACUGUGAAUAGUUUAAUAACCUAUAAUGAGAGAGAAAUCAAAAUUAGCGAUAAAGAACGUACAAUUCUGACAACCCCUAUUCAGACUUAUAAAGACACUAAAGACCGCAAUAAAGUUUUUAAUAAAUUUGACAAGAAAAUAAAAGAUAUUAAAUGUACUUGCUCAUUAAUCGUGAAAACGAAACUGGCGUACUUGUCCAAUAUUCUGGAAGGCUUGCAAAAUGGCGGCGCUAUAGAAGUUGCAAAAGAUAAAUUAAUCGAAUUAAAAGAAGAAGCGGGUCUUAUGAUCCUGUUGUUUCAAAAAGGCAAUGUCAAAGCAGGUAAGUGGUUUUGGAGUUAUUAUUUCAAAAUCAUGGCAAUAAUAGAAUACGAAAGCAACAAACAUUUAUUUGCCGAAACUCCAUUCGGAGAAGAGGAAUUACAAAGCGGUAUUUCACAUUUUUUACAAUACUGCAAGAUUAACUAUUAUCUUCCCAAAAAUAAACCAGAGUAUGAUUUGGUGUCGAAAAUUCCCAAUGUACCAAAUAACAUCUUUCAAAAACUUCGUGUGUCUGAAAUUAUUGCUGUACAUUAUGCUAACGUCAUGCAAUACAUAUCGAUUGAAUAUUUGUAUCUAAAACCGUUGUGGGAUGAUCACGAGUUAUUGUUUGGGGAAAUAACAGGCUCAACCGUAGAAUGGAGGCCAACAAUAAGACGCCACGCAGACGAAGUGAGCAAAACCAAAGAAUACAUUAAAACCCGCGAAUGGGUAUCAAAGCCGUUCGGACACCUUAGUUACCACAAGUUGAUUAAACAAAUUAUCAGUGUGAGGAUUUACACCGUUCUGUGGGUAAUGUUGGUAAUAUUCAACAAAGAAAUGCCUCAAUUAGAUCUGUUCCGCUUAAAAAUUAUAAACAUGGAGGCAAAUCAGACAAUUAUUAAAUUACAAAAAUGUAUGCACUAUACCGAAUCUUUGUUUUUUGAGUUAGUUGCAGGAAUUAAGGGUGCAAUGCACGAAAACCCAUUAAAUUUUGAUAGCAUUAUAGCUGGAAUAUCGAAGAGAGUUAAAGACAUUCUUGUUGAGUUGAAUGGGAGAAGUUCAAAUGGAAGCGAUUGGAUCAGUGUUAAUAUAAACGGAGACUUUACCUAUGAUAUGAUAAUGGAAUUUCUUCAAGAAUUGAGCAACAACUUUAGUCAGUUAAAUGAAAAGUUAACGAUUUUGAACUAUGAGCUUGCAUUAAAUAUUCUGGUCGAAGGAAAUUGAUGAUAUUGGGGAUAAUGACCAAAUAAUGUAUCUUGGUCAGUUGGUCAGUCAAAUCCUAUUUGGUCAUUCAUUUCCACUUCUAUUAAAUCCUCUAAAUCUUUUUCGGGUUCUUUAUUAUUUUCAUUACUUUCUUUGUAUAAUAUGUCUAAUGAUUUUUUUUAAAUUUUAUCUAAACCACAAAAAUCAUAUUAUCUAAUAUACAUAAUGAUUAUUUUAAUAUUGUUUUUAUAAGUUAUUUGUUGGGUGUAAGAAAUUGAUGUAGUAAAGGAAAAUAUCCAAAUUAUGUAUUUAACUUUGCACAUGUUAUGUACUGUGCACAUUUUAUUGUCAUGAUUUUCAAAUUUUAUCUAAAAUACAAAUCUUAUUUUUUAUUUA